AUGGAGGAAGUGAAAGAAUAUAUUGCAAACAGUUUUUGGGGGGCAGAAGAUUUGGGGUUUUCUUUCUCGGCAGCGGAGGGUCGGUCGGGAGGAAUCCUGACUUUGUGGAGAACUAGAACAGUGUCAAUUAUAUCUAGUUUUCGAGGUACAUGUUACUUGGGCACGAAGGUGAAUUGGAAGAAUGGAGUCUAUUAUAUAGUCAAUGUAUACUCUCCUUAUUCUUUAAUUUUUAAAAGAGGUCUUUGGGCAGAAUUGUUGGAGAUGAAGCAAGGAUUCUCGGAUGGUGAAUGGAUAAUCGGAGGUGAAUUCAAUGCCGUAAAAAGGAGGAAUGAAAGGGUGGGUAGUUCUAUUGAUAGCAAUGCCUCAGAGAGAAGGGAAUUUGCAGAUUUCAUUGAAGGAAUUGGCCUAGUGGAUGUUCCUUGCAAAGGGAAAAUCUUUAGUUGGUAUAGCGGAGAUGGAAGAGCUAAGAGUAGAAUCGAUAGGCUUCUUGUGUCUGAUGCGAUUGUCUCAAUUUGGGGAGUGGUUGGUCAACUCAUCAGCACAAGGUACGUUUCGGAUCAUUUCCCUGUGUGGUUGGAUAUUGAUAAAGAAGAUUGGGGACCUAAACUAUUUAAGUUUAAUAACGAAUGGUUUUCAAACAAUGACUUUGUUUCUUUCAUUGAAAAGGAGUGGAAGGAGUUGGAGGUAAGCGGUAGAGGAGAUUAUGUGUUGAAAGAGAAAUUUCGGCUCAUUAAAGAUAAGAUGAAAUGGUGGAAUAGAGAGGUGUUUGAUAAAAUUGAUUUGGAAGUGGAGGAAGGGGUUAGGGAUUUGAACAUAUCGGAUGAUAUGGAUGUUAUGGAGGUUGGCUUUGAAUAA
Molecule: messenger RNA, 855 nt
Organism: Vicia villosa (hairy vetch)
Lineage: Eukaryota; Viridiplantae; Streptophyta; Magnoliopsida; Fabales; Fabaceae
Exons: 1
Coding region: 1-855 (284 amino acids)
Source: RefSeq, a predicted model, not a curated record